Leptinotarsa decemlineata (Colorado potato beetle) is the source of this 2013-nucleotide messenger RNA. Its product is annotated as kelch-like protein 3. The record is from RefSeq and is a predicted model, not a curated record. NCBI's taxonomy places the organism in Eukaryota, Metazoa, Arthropoda, Insecta, Coleoptera, Chrysomelidae. Gene Ontology annotation, molecular function: protein binding.
GACACAAGAUACAAGUACACAAGUUCUGGAUUCAACCGCCAGCCCAACCGGCAAAUCCAAAUAAAAAAUGGAAGUAGGUUAGGAAAUUCGUUAUUUUAACAAUCUUUAUUAAGGUUGUAUACAUUUAUUUCACCUCCAAAUUAUUUUAAUAAAAUGUCCGCCGAAAAAAUCGUUCUGGAAAUUGAAAACACCGAAGUCAUAUGUAGAAAACAGACACUUAUUGAAAACAGUGAUUAUUUCAGAACAAUGUUUGAAGGAAAUUUUAUAGAAAGAAAAAUGAAAAAAAUUAAGUUACAGGACGUCGACCUGAAAGCAAUGGAAAUAAUACUGCGUUUAGUCGAAAACAGAAGUUAUGCUUUUGAAAAUGAAGAUAUUCUGAUGAUUCUGCAUGUAGCUGAUAUGCUACAAUUCGUCGAAAUCUUCGACUCAAUUCUGCAUGAAAUCACGGAAAUCUUAAGCCCAAUACAUUGCUUGAAAAUUUGGCAAGCUACAGAACAAUUAUCGAUAAAACCACUUUAUCUCAAAGCCAAGUCAAUGGCAUUGGAUAAGUUCAUGGAGGUUAAAGAAACUGAAUGUAUACUGGAACUCUCCUUAGGAAGGCUAUGUGGUUACGUUGGGCAUGUGCAUUUACGUGCUGAUAAUGAAUUUCAUGUGUUUCAAACAGUUAUGAACUGGUGGCAGGCAAACAACAACUGGAACCUGGAAAAUUGUGAUGUUACUUUGCUCAAGCUGCUCAGUUGCAUUGAUUAUCAAAACCUAGAUGACGGGUAUAUCAAAGAGAUGAUGGAGUAUUCUGGUAUUUCAGACAAUAACACGAUCAAAGAUAUACUGUUGUGUUUAUUCAAUCUAAGGAAUGGUUUUGCAACUGAUGGGUUUUCGCAGAGCUGCCAAGAGAAAGCCUCAUUAUUAUUGAACUCAACCAGAAGUAGGAGUAUUGCUAGUUGCCCUUGCAUUCUAGUCAAAACUAAGAGCCCAUAUGAUGAUGGUUUUAUAGAGGAAAAAUCAGAAUCGGAGAGAGAGAAAACUGAAUUUCAUGUUCUAUAUUAUGAUUACAACUCCAAUAAGUUCAAGAAGUUUUUUGAAAUAGAUAAUGGGCAAUGUUUAAACUUAACAGGGUUUGAAAUACUGGCGUACAAAGGACGUAUUUAUCUGUAUGGUGGAGAAUUCUCAAUAGGUCGGGGAGAAUUUAAUAAUACUAUUUCGAUAUAUAACCCGAUUCCAGAAAGAUGGAAAAUGAAGUUCACUUUUCCUCAAUCUAGGCGUCAUUUCAAAAGUUGGAUAACUAAUGGCAGGAUUUACAUAUUAGGGGGUACGGGGAACUUCCGAAUUCCUCAAGAAAAUAUAUUCUGGUAUAACAUCUCUUCGAGACGAUGGAGUCUAGUAGAAACAUUACCUUUCAAUGACAGACAGUUGAAAUGUUGCGAGUAUUUGAAUAAAUUUUUUAUGUUCAGCAUGAAUGAGAAAUGUGGGUACAUUCAUACUCGCAACUCUCGUGGUAACUGGAUAUGGGAUAAAAAAAAGUUAGUCAUGGAAGACAGUAUAAUGAAUAACAACAGCGUUUUUGAACUGUUAUCAUAUAAAGAUAAAUUGUACAUUAAAGGAAAAAAACUGAUUGAAAUAUGUGUCGACGGUGAUAAACUAGUAGUUUUAUCUAUAAAAAAUAUAACAGACAUUGAUUAUGAUGCAAUAAAAGUUACAUUGUGUCAUAAUAUAAUAUACACCCUAUAUAAUUACCAGAAUUUUGGCACUCCUCUAUAUUCUUUGGAAAAGUACAACCUAGAAACAGGAGCUAUUGAAUUUGUUUUCACGGAUAGUACCGGUGUAAUAGGAAACGACAACAAUCGGCUUGUAAUUCAUAGCGAUAUGAAACUUUUUUCAUUCAACCAUUACAGUUUGGUGGAGAGAGACAAUUUGAUCAACUGUUCAUUUAUGUGAUACUUUUUAAAACAAUUUUUAUAUGCAAUUCUACAUGUAAAUAAUUCAAUAAUGGAAUUACAUUUUUCUAAUUUUUUA